CUGCGUUCACAGCCGUGUUUAAAUAGCAUACACAGCAAUAACUCGAAAUAAAUUGUACAAAAAAAUCAAGAUGACAUCCGAAGAAGAUGAGGUAUACACGGAGGAGGAGACUGACGAGGCCUUGUUCUUCAUCCGCGAGCAUGAUCUGCCCAUGUCGGAGUUGCACUAUGCCCUCAAGUAUGUCCGCAUCCUGAACGGAAACCGAUCCCAGAGCGAUCAGAUUAUGCAAGCCCAGGACGCGUCCCUGAUUCCUGUCGCUGAGGUGGCACCACCACCAUUCGACUGGGAGGACAAGGAGAACCAACCCGUGGCCCGGGACUCAUAAUUGCUUUAAAUGUGUUAUAAUAUUUCGUUUGAUUUGCGUUCUGCCCUCAAAAAGGGGUCUGAAAAGAAUAAAUGCUCAAAAGGCAUUUUACUUGUUA
This is a messenger RNA of Drosophila erecta, 422 nucleotides long. RefSeq lists its product as uncharacterized. Lineage: Eukaryota; Metazoa; Arthropoda; Insecta; Diptera; Drosophilidae. Bases 71 to 325 code for a protein of 84 amino acids. The record is from RefSeq and is a predicted model, not a curated record. The transcript is spliced from 2 exons.